Molecule: messenger RNA, 7610 nt
Organism: Varroa destructor (honeybee mite)
Lineage: Eukaryota; Metazoa; Arthropoda; Arachnida; Mesostigmata; Varroidae
Product: potassium voltage-gated channel protein eag-like
Biological process (GO): regulation of membrane potential; potassium ion transmembrane transport
Cellular component (GO): plasma membrane; voltage-gated potassium channel complex
Molecular function (GO): voltage-gated potassium channel activity
Source: RefSeq, a predicted model, not a curated record
UGUCCAAUUGCAGCCGAUUGCAGUUUUCUGCUCGCCAACGCUCAAAUCGUCGAUUAUCCAAUCGUCUAUUGCUCCGAGUCGUUCUGCAAAAUUUCGGGCUACAAUCGCGCAGAGGUAAUGCAGAAGUCAUGUCGCUGCGCGUUCAUGUAUGGAGAGCUAACCGACCGUCAGACCAUCCAAAAGGUCGAUCAAUGUCUCGAAAACCAUCAAUCCGAACAGGUGGAGAUUCUCUUGUACAAGCGCAACCGAAGUCCACUUUGGCUAUUGUUGCACGUAGCGCCGAUCAAAAACGAGAAGGAUCUCGUAGUGCUGUUUCUUCUCACGUUCCGAGAUAUCACCGCAUUGAAGCAACCUCUGGACGACGAGGUAGCGAAGGCGGGUUUGUCGAAGUUCGCACGCCUCGCACGCUCCGUCACCAGAAGUCGAUCGGUAUUGGUGCAAUUCUCCUCCCAUUUGCCCGUUGCCAUCAAGAGCGAGCACAGCUCGAAGCAAUCGCAAAUCGCGCACAUGAUGAGCCUCAACGCAGAGGUGCUACCGCAGUACCGCCAGGAGGCGCCCAAGACACCCCCUCAUAUUUUGCUACACUACUGUGCCUUUAAGGCGAUCUGGGAUUGGAUCAUACUUUGUUUGACCUUCUACACGGCAAUAAUGGUCCCAUACAACGUUGCGUUCAAGAAUAAAACGUCAGACGACGUUUCGCUGCUCGUGUUGGACUCUAUCGUCGAUGUGAUCUUCUUUAUCGACAUCGUUCUUAAUUUCCACACGACAUUUGUGGGUCCUGGAGGCGAAGUAGUUUCUGAUCCAAAGAUCAUACGAAUGAACUAUCUCAAAAGUUGGUUCACCAUCGACUUAUUAUCCUGUUUACCGUACGACGUAUUCAACGCGUUUGAUGGAAGUGAAGAUCAACAAGGCAUCGGGAGUUUGUUCAGUGCCCUGAAAGUAGUGCGACUCCUCCGACUAGGACGGGUUGUCCGUAAGCUGGAUCGUUACCUAGAAUACGGUGCUGCGAUGUUAAUCCUGCUGCUAUGUUUCUAUAUGCUUGUCGCGCAUUGGCUCGCUUGCAUUUGGUACUCGAUCGGACGUAGCGACGCUGAAAAUGGUUACACCUUCAGUUGGCUAUGGAAGUUGGCGAACACAACGAAAGAAGAGUUCCGAUUUGGCUACAAUGGAGAGAAGGUGGAGCUAAAGGGGGGCCCGGCCCGAGGGACGAUGUACGUUACCUCCCUUUACUACACCAUGACCUGCAUGACCUCGGUCGGCUUCGGCAACGUCGCCGCGGAGACCGACAAUGAGAAGGUGUUCACAAUCUGUAUGAUGGUGAUAGGCGCGUUACUUUAUGCCACGAUCUUUGGACACGUAACGACAAUCAUCCAGCAGAUGACCUCGGCCACGGCUCGCUACCAUGAGAUGCUCAAUAACGUGCGUGAGUUCAUGAAGCUGCACGAGGUGCCGAAGGCUCUCAGCGAGCGCGUCAUGGACUAUGUCGUGUCCACAUGGACGAUGUCCCGGGGCAUCGACACGAGUAAAGUUCUUGGCUACUGCCCGAAAGACAUGACGGCCGACAUCUGUGUACACCUAAACAGAAAGGUCUUUAACGAACAUCCGGCGUUCCGGCUCGCGUCGGACGGGUGUCUGCGUGCGCUGGCCAUGUAUUUUUCUAUGGAUCAUUCGGCGCCUGGUGAUCUCCUUUACCACACCGGAGAGUCAAUAGAUACCUUGUCCUUCGUGGUGUCCGGCAGCCUCGAGGUCAUUCAAGACGAAGAGGUCGUUGCCAUUCUAGGGAAGGGGGACGUGUUCGGGGACUGCUUUUGGCGCGAGCCGACGAUCGGCCAGAGCUGCGCUAACGUACGAGCGCUUACCUAUUGCGACCUUCACUCAAUCAAGAGAGACAAACUGCUCGAAGUUCUCAAUUUUUAUCACGCAUUCGCAAAUUCGUUUGCCAGGAAUCUUCUAUUGACUUACAACCUCCGUCAUCGGUUGAUAUUCCGGAAAGUGUCCGACGUGAAGAGGGAAAAGGAGCUUGCGGAACGUAGAAAGAACGAACCACUCCAAGAAUUGAGCCAAGAUCAUCUUGUUCGAAAAAUCUUCUCAAAGUUCCGCAAAGCCUCAACCGUAGACCAGCAGCACAGACCGCCUUCGAUUGACCUCGAAAAAGGCAACAUGGCGGCAUCGUUUCCAGCUGGCGGAGAAACACCCGCUUCGAAUCACCCAGCAGUCCAUCACCCACCCUCAACCCACUCUCUACCCCAGCGCAACGUGUCGAUUAAUGUGAGCGAGCCCCCCGGCCAAGCGGGUGGCUUGCACCCUGCUGCACAUCACUCUACUCCGCCUACGGGCACACAACCCCCGCCGGUAGGGGGGCCUAAGCUGUCCCGGUGGGCCUCGCUCCGAUCAGACUCCAAAGACUCUACAGCACAUACGCCUACACCGGCAGCUGUGGCUCAGCAACCGGUGCAACAGCAACAGGAGAAUGCUGAUACUGGCAACGUGAUGAAAUCCGGCAUUCAAAAGAUAGCGGCUGCCCCUGUGGGUCAACUGACAUCGACUGGACAAAGUGGCGGCCAGCAAGUUCAGCUCUCCCAGCCCUCAGCAGCGCUCCGAUUUUCUAAAUGGGGAAAAUCUAUGGCCGGAUCUCGUCAUGAGACGAUAGAAGAAUCGGCUGGUGAGGCAUGCUCCCUCAGUUCAGAACAAAGUGCGGGAGCAUCAACUGUCAAAGCGCUGCCCGUGCCCCCUGGGGCUGGCCAAAUGACGAUUGAAGCCAGCAGACUUCAUACAGAAUACCAACAAGUGCUUACCAACAUUGUUGAUAUGCGCGUUGACCUGAAAAUAGAGAUGAGUCGUAUUCAGCAAAAAAUUACAAAGAUAGAGGAAUCCUUGGAAGAGUUAUUAAGGCGGUCGAACAACCAACUGGCGUUCCUGCCUGCUCUAACAGGGCCCUCAGCGACGGAGCGCGGUCCGCCGGACGUCUCGGUUCGAGCUAACGCGCCAUUGUCAUCGGCGGAACUCGAACGGCCGGUAGAUAAGCCACAAGAAGCGCCAAAAGAGAGGGCGCUUGGGGACGCUAACACGGAACCUGGGGAAACCGCGGGCUGCAGAGUCCCUGCGCCGGCGACGACCGUCGCUACGCAGAAGGAAUCGGCAGAUUCACCCGCAGAAAUCUGACUAGUGAAUCUGCGCGAGUGAUCAGAUUAGAGUAGAUUGUUGAUAUUUGGAGACAGGAAUCCAUGCAGCCGCGGCAUCCCAUGCCGAAGGGCUUUCGCCCCCAAGCUCACCAACCGUUGGUUCGGCUAACAAAGACUUCGUGACAGUAAAAUCCGACACGCAGCGUCUCUGUCUCUGAACCUGAUUCUUAACUAAUAGCGAAAGUAUUAUAGACAUGGAUAUUCCGGAUUACUUGUAGAAAAUGGUCUGAACAUCUGAGGAAUCCACAGUAAAUAACAAAGUGAUUUUUGAUAACGUAUUGCGUAUAGAAAUUGCUGCUACAUAAAAAGGGUAACUCGUGUUACUAAGACUGACAUAGUAAUGAUCUGAAUAACAAGAGAAUUACUUAUACUAUAGUCCUCCACUGACCUUGAUAUGGACAGAAAAAGCAGAGCCGAUGGAUGAGCGUGCGGUGAGACUAUUCAGUGCACUGCUCUGGUAUCUAAUAAAACCAAACGUGCAUACACACAGUCGGUGCAUACAGUGACGCAAACAGGAAAGUACAACAAUAUGAUAUUACUAAAAGUUAACCAACUAUAAACAAUACAGAAGAAUCGACACACAGAAGCAACCACCCCCUGAAAAGCACCCCAGAUUCCCGAUAGACACAACCAGCGUCAAAUCCAACAAUGACAAAACACCAAUGCGAUUAUCAUAAUAACUACUGCAAGCACAACAAAGCAUUGCUUCGCGAAAAAACCUUCUACUUAUUAAGAAAAUCUAUUAUUAUAUUUAUGAACGUACGUAUCUAUAUAGAUUAUAUGUAAGCGUUACAAUCGAUUCUGAGUGGUGAGAGAGAAAAUGAAAAGAGUAGAAGUAUUGCCACGGGCUUAUACAAUCGAUGGAGGGUUACAUGUACAAUGUUUAGUAUUAUGGUUAGACGAGGUAUCAUGGUUUUACAGAAGUACAUACAUACAUACAUACAACAUAGCCUCGAAGGGCCAGAUGGGAACGUCGGUGAUUACCUGGGCUUCGAUAUUAGCCUUACAUGCCUUGCUUAAAUUAGCUGGUAGAUAAAUUGGCAAGCGUGGAAGACAAGGUUAGAUAUAAGGUGACAGACAAACAAAUACUUCUUACUUUAUAAUGCACAAACAGGGCAAUACCGGCCGGUUCGCGCACGGGAUAUUGUAAAAGCAUUCGACACGCCUAAUAAGUAAGUGAUAAGGAAUGACAGCUCAUCUGAGAUUGUCAUACAAAACCAUCUAUAGUAUUUCUAAUAAAGAUAGAUAACAAAAACGAUGCCAAGGUAUGAACUGAAUACUUAAACAAAGGGCAAAAACAGAUGCAGAUAAGCCGCAUUACUUGACACCAUUAUAUCGCGCCACUUGAGUGCAGGGGCGAAAAACGGACAUUAUGGCGUAAAUAAGCGCCAUCGCUUAUGAGCUGUACAGCAUUUCAUAGGCACAUACGGGGGUCCUCGUAGUUAUUACUGUCUUCGUAGAUGUACCGUCACAGGUGAUUCAACUCUGUUACCUGCAUUACUUGGAUGCCUCAUUCUUCUUGCGACUCGUUGCUGGUAAGGCGAAGUCCUGGCAUAGUUUCAUUCAUGUCAAUAGAGGAGUGCGUCCUUUGUACCUGCGUCCAGCUUAAGCAAGGUCCCUGAGCCGCGUAAAUCCGUGUCCUGGUAACCCAAACAAAUACAACACAAAUUCAGACUAUACCUAGACGUAAGUGUCUACCUACAACGUACGAUAGAACACAAACAGCUAACAAGAAAACAAACAAUACAACUUCCUGGACCAAAAACCGUAAGUGAAGAAUUAUAUAUGUAAAUCCUAAUAUAUGCACAAUUCUAUACAAUCUAAGGGCAGAAUGGAUGAGAGCCUUUUAAUACCUACACAAUAGCCUAACAGUACAACAUUGGUGGAAAUACGUAGUUCUCUCGAGAAAACCUCAAUCUAUAGUGUUCUGUAGAUUACACAAGAAAGAUUCAUAGAGAAUUGGCUUCAAAGUCGAGCCAGUGAGGAUUGACCUAUGUGUAUACGAUGCCCCGAAUGAAGUCACCAUUAGCAGUAACUGAGCCUUAAGUCAUUGAGAUCGAACUAAAUUAACAAAAGUAUACACUCGAAUACAUAAAUUGUAUAUAAAUGAAGCGAAAGGUAUGCGUUCGCUGUUUUACUAGAAUGUGAUUCUGCUAAACGCGGAACGAAUUCAGGCAUUCAUGAAGACGACACACUAUCAAUACGUCUUUGUGUUGAGACGACACACGGAACCCAAAUGAAAAAACGCCCAAAACUGUAUACGUGAUAAACAGAAACGUCUAUGAAAGUACAUCUAUUGGCAUGAACGGUUGCCAUGAGCCAGUUUCCGCUAUCAGUCCACAAGCACCUACACACCGUAUAACUAUGAUGCCGUUCAAAAGCAACUGAUGAUUAUCGUUCUGCUAGGCCUUCCAGUUAUGGCGACGGCUGUUUCGGUAGAUUCAAGAAUGGAAAAUAACAUCGUAUUCAUCCUUCGAUCAUAGCUAUAGUAUUUUUAUAUACUAACCGAAACUAAAGACGAUUUGCCCUUUUGUUAUAGUUCCAAUAUGUGGAUGGCAGUGAUUACUCUGAGUGAAUUUACGUGUUGCAUAGGGCUGGCAAACACCAUGCUUAUUCCCCCUAAAGAAAAAUCGGAUUUCUUUCAGUACCGGGACGCCAUAGGCAUAUUCAAACUAAACGUGGUCAGACGCGCUUAAGCAAAAUGGCUUUACUGCCUUUUGAUUCUCACCGAUGAUUGAUGUUGAACAUGUUGAAGGGCAGCAUCAGUUAGCAGGAAUUAGACGAAGAACCGCAACAACAGAAAGAUACAAAGUAAUGCAGAGGUUACUAUUAACCCUGUAGCAAGGUCGCUCAUUCUACCGAUCAACGCCUGAGCCUUGAAACGCCCCUUCCUUCACAAUGUGAGCUUGUGCGAAAUGCUUCAUCCGAAGAACAUGACACUAAUCCCGAUUUGACCACACCGUGCCCAUGUCGUUCCUGAAUGCACUUCACCCUUCCACCUCAACCAAAAACCCUUGUCUAACCCUCCGAUUCAACGCACCGAACGCCUUCAGCCAAUGAAAUAUAAUUGAGAUAAUUCGUGCCUAGAAAAUAUAGGCGCUUAGUUUUAUUCUGCAACUAAUAAUACUAUUUUUAUAAUUCGUGAAGCCUAUACAAGCCUUGUAAGCCAGCGUAUCCGUAGCUUUUUCGAAGCGUAACGAUAUAAACUUAACGUUCCCUCCGCGAAACCUAAUUAGUGCAAUUUGCAGAGCACCAGAUGACCCAAAACGAGCAAAACUGUAUCCACUGGACAAGACAAUUGCAGCAGAGAAAUGCUCGCUUUUGUGCUAUUAGCUGAUCUGAGAAACUCGAAAGGCAAACAAAGACCGACGGUUUGGAACCCAUCCAAGGCGAAGGUCGCUAAAUCUUUUUUGUCGAAUACUAAGUGUGCAAAGCGCCUGCUUUCACACACGACGUAUGUGUGGUUCAGAUUUAGUUAGCAAAGAAAAAUGACGACGAAGAAGAUCUUCAGUAAGCGCACCCCCUGGUCCCAAGCAGUUCACGCAACAACCUUCCUGGUGGGGUACCAUUCUUGCAGAGGCAACACUCCUGAGGUCUCCGGCCUCAUCGUAGUACCCAGCCGUCUACCGCGCUUCUCCCGAUGCCAAGUCACUGCUAUUACCUACUACUUGUAACCUACAGAUCCUUACCAUCCUUUGCCUAUCUAAGCAUGCAAGGCGAGUGAGACCACUCAAAACAACCCAAUCGACGAGUUUGAAACAUGCUAUUGUAUAGUUAGUGCUAAUAACGUAUGAUAUACAUUAGUUUUUAUUGAGACGAGGGAAGAUAAAUCAUUUAGAGAACAGAAAAAUCAUGACCGACAUUGUUUAAGAAACACCAGAGGAACGAAGAGACAAAGACCGACUACCGACCCGUCUAAUAAACGGACCCAGUUGCCAAGCCCACUGUGUCGAUUAAUCGAGUCGAAUCAGAUAUAAUUUGAUCAUAAAAAUAUGUAAAUCAAUAUUAUUCUAUUGAUGUUACUAGGUGCAGCAUAGUACCACUAGUUAACACGUAUGAAUCGUUUGAGAGUUUUGGGUGGACACCAUUUAUGCUUGCUUGUGCUAUACAGACCGUGGGACUAAUCUAUAUCUUUGAGUGGCGCUUCUUUUUAAAAGCUGCUAUUUCCACCCACCCUGCGUUGUCUAGAAGACGCCUGAAAAAAGGACGCGACACCAGAGGGCUCCUCGUGGCAGGCAACUGCAAGAGUUAUUUGUCUGGCAUUGAUUGAGACAACAUAUAUAUAUAUAUAUAUAUACAUAUAUACAUAAACAUUAAUAGGCAUUAUUCCUCUAAGAUAUUUAAGUGCAGAGAGGACCGUAAAAUGCCUAUUUCUCUCGAGUAUCUCACCUUUCUCACCCCCGAACCAAAGUAGCCCUUUCAUAGUAU